AUGGCAGCCAUACUGUUUCCACCGGGUCCUGACAGUCUGCACCGGUUCACGCGUGAGUCCCUGGCUGGAAUCGAGCAGCGGAUCGCGGAGGAGGAGGCACGCAAUGCCAAACGCUACCAGGAGGACCGGGGCGACGUGGAGCCGCCCAAACCCCGCGCAGACCUGGAGGCCGGAAAACAGCUGCCGCGCAUCUUCGGAGACAUUCCCUCUGCACUGGUGGGCGUCCCAUUGGAGGACAUCGACUCUUUCUACUUCCAGAACCGCAGAACUUUUAUAGUACUGAACAAAGGGAAGGCCAUCUUCCGGUUUAGUGCCACGUCUGCACUCUAUAUUUUUAGCCCUUUUCAUCCCAUUAGAAGAGCAUCAAUACGGAUUUUAGUACACUCUUUAUUCAGUCUUUUCAUUAUGUGCACUAUUCUGACCAACUGUUGCUUCAUGGCCAUGUCUGAACCGGCGCAGUGGGCCAAAUAUGUGGAGUACACUUUCACUGGCAUUUACACGUUCGAGUCGCUGAUUAAGAUCCUGGCGCGAGGUUUUUGCAUUGGGCCCUUCACAUUUCUGAGGGACCCCUGGAACUGGCUGGAUUUCAGUGUGAUUCUGAUGGCAUAUGUAACUGAGUUUGUGGACCUGGGCAAUGUCUCAGCGUUACGGACAUUCAGGGUUCUGCGAGCACUGAAAACUAUCUCAGUCAUCCCAGGCCUGAAGACCAUCGUUGGCGCUCUGAUCCAGUCGGUGAAGAAGCUGGCGGACGUGAUGAUCCUCACUGUUUUCUGCCUCAGUGUGUUCGCUCUGAUCGGCCUGCAGCUCUUCAUGGGGAACCUGCGGCAGAAAUGCGUCCGCAGUGCCGCACAAUGUCUCAACACCACCUUACCGACAUACAACAACAGCACUUUCAUCUGCAAUAACAGAAGCUGGGCCUCGCUGGAGGAAUUCUUCACUAAUGAGGAUAAUUUCUUCAAAGUGGAAGGAGCCAAGGACGCCUUAAUAUGUGGGAAUGCGAGUGACGCUGGGAAAUGUCCGGAUGGAUUUGAAUGCUUGAAGACGGGCAGAAACCCGAACUACGGCUACACCAGCUUCGACACCUUCGGAUGGGCUUUUCUGUCUCUCUUCAGACUCAUGACUCAAGAUUACUGGGAAAACCUCUACCAUCACACGCUGCGCUCUGCAGGAAAAGCGUACAUGGUGUUUUUCGUGGUGGUGAUCUUCCUGGGCUCCUUUUACCUGGUCAAUCUGAUCCUGGCGGUGGUGGCGAUGGCCUACGAGGAGCAGAACCAGGCCACCAUCGCUGAAGCCCUGCAGAAAGAGCAGGAGUUCCAGCUUGCCAUGGAGCAGCUCAAGAAGGAGCAGCAGGCGGCUCAAAAAGCACAAGAAACCGAGUCCAUCCUGACGGCGGACGUGUCGCCCUUUUCUACACAAGACAAAGCCAAGCUGGAGCGCAGGAAAAGCUCCCGGCCGCUGUCAGAGGGCACAGAAGACGACAAACCAGCUAAACUGGACGCCAUAGAGGGCAUUAAGCAAACACACUCUCUGCUGGUGCGCACCCUGUCUCUGCGGGCCCGAAGAGAGAGCGCGGUCAGCAUCUUCAACUUCCGGCCGGUCAACAAGGACUCGGAGCUGGACUUUGCAGAUGACGAGUUCAGCAAUCACGGAGACUCAGAUAGCCGUGGCGGCGCUCUGGCUCUGCCCUGGAGUCGCAGACGCACCAGUGCUCAGAGCUCCUGCAGCCACAGCUCACAGUUCUUCUUCCCCAGCUUUAACAUCAACGGCAAACUGAUGGUGGCCGUGGAGCAGAACGGCAUCUCCAGCCAGGGGCCACUGACCCCGAUGACCCCUUUGACCCCGCUGCCCGCCUGCACCAUGGAGAAGCUCAAGGAGGAGAGUGGCCAGAACUCCUCCAAUGAGCUGAGCAGUAUGCUGCUGCCCCAGCUGCCCCCGGAGGGCCGAGACCGAGCCCUGAGCGCAACCAGCUACAUCACUGACGCCAUGGAGGAGCUGGAGGAGGCGCAGCAGAAGUGUCACCCGUGCUGGUACGUGUUUGCGCACAAUAUCUGGUUGUGGACGUGUUCUCCGCGCUGGCUGAAGGUGAAGGAGUGGGUGAAGAUCAUGGUGAUGGACCCGUUUCUGGAUCUGGCCAUCACCAUCUGCAUCGUCCUCAACACACUGUUCAUGGCGCUGGAGCAUUACCCCAUGACGGACGAGUUCAACCGCAUGCUGUCUGUCGGAAACCUGGUCUUCACAGGGAUCUUCACGGCUGAAAUGGUGCUGAAGAUCAUCGCUCUGGACCCGUAUUAUUACUUUCAGCAGGGCUGGAACAUUUUCGACAGUCUGAUCGUCAGUCUGAGUCUGAUGGAGCUCGGUUUGUCUAAUGUGGAGGGUCUGUCCGUCCUGCGCUCAUUCAGACUGCUGAGAGUCUUUAAGCUGGCGAAAUCCUGGCCGACUCUGAACACACUGAUCAAGAUCAUCGGGAACUCGGUGGGCGCUCUGGGAAACCUGACGCUGGUUCUGGCCAUCAUCGUCUUCAUCUUCGCGGUGGUCGGCAUGCAGUUAUUCGGGAAGAACUACGAUCUGUGCGUCUGUAAGAUCUCCAAGGACUGCACGCUUCCCCGCUGGCACAUGAAGGACUUCUUCCACUCGUUCCUCAUCGUGUUUCGGGUCCUAUGUGGAGAGUGGAUUGAGACCAUGUGGGAUUGUAUGGAAGUGGCCGGACAGCCGCUCUGCAUCCUGGUGUUCAUGCUGGUCAUGGUCAUCGGGAACCUCGUGGUCUUAAAUCUCUUCUUGGCUUUGCUGCUGAGCUCCUUCAGUGCAGAUAACCUGUCGGCUCCGGAUGAGGACGGAGAGAUGAAUAACCUGCAGAUCGCCAUUGCUCGUAUCCAGCGCGGGAUGCUGUGGCUCCGCCAGGCCCUCUGCGACUUCUUCAACGGGAACUUCAAGCGGCGGCGGCAGAAGGCCAAAGAAGCUAAAGCCAUGCUGAAGCUGAAACGUCUAAGCCAGCAGGCACACUGGGCCGAGGGCAACGGGACAGCCGGUGUGAUCGAGCGCAGUAGUGGCGCCGGCAGUGGGGAGGAUGACAGCUACAUGACCAACCCUAACCUCACCAUCAGCGUCCCCAUCGCACCCGGAGAAUCUGAUGUGGAGUUCCCGGAGGAGGAGGAUGAGGAGGAGGAUGAAGAGGAGGAGGCCAGCGCCAGCUCUGAUGAAGAGCCUGAACCCUGCAAACCGAGGGAUGACACCAGCCUAUCAGAGGGCAGCACUAUUGACCUGAGGAAACCUGGCGAGGAGGAGGACGAAUAUUCAGAGAUGGCAGAAGAGGCCAUGGAUCCGGAAAACUGCUUUCCUGACGUGUGUGUUCGUCAUUUUAAGUGCUGUGACAUCAACACGUCAGAGGGUUUGGGUCGGGCCUGGUGGCGGCUGAGGAAAACCUGUUAUCAGAUCGUGGAGCACAGCUGGUUCGAGACCUUCAUCAUCUUCAUGAUCCUCCUCAGCAGCGGCGCUCUGGCGUUUGAGGACAUCUACAUAGACCAGAGGAAGGUGGUGAAGGUGAUUCUGGAGUACGCAGACAAGAUCUUCACCUACAUCUUCAUUCUGGAGAUGAGCUUAAAGUGGAUCGCCUACGGUUUCCGCAAAUACUUCACCAACUACUGGUGCUGGCUGGACUUCCUCAUCGUGGACGUGUCUCUAGUAAGCCUGGUAGCAAACACACUGGGAUACUCGGACUUUGCUGCUAUCAAAUCCCUGCGGACGCUCCGAGCCCUCAGGCCGCUCAGAGCCCUGUCCCGCUUUGAAGGCAUGCGGGUUGUAGUAAACGCUCUGAUCGGCGCCAUCCCGUCCAUCAUGAACGUCCUGCUGGUGUGUCUGAUCUUCUGGCUCAUCUUCAGCAUUAUGGGAGUCAAUCUGUUUGCUGGAAAGUUCGGCCGCUGCGUAAACCGGACGGGCUUCAUCUAUAAUUCCUCUGACAUUAACAACCGGAGCGAGUGUUUGGAGAUGAACAGCACGCAGUAUUACUGGACCAAAGUUAAGGUUAAUUUCGACAACGUGGGUGCUGGAUAUCUCGCACUGCUGCAAGUGGCCACAUUUAAGGGCUGGAUGGAGAUCAUGUACGCUGCUGUGGACUCGCGAGCCGUGGAGGAGCAGCCGAUCAAGGAGAACAGCCUGUACAUGUACCUGUACUUCGUCAUCUUCAUCAUCUUCGGCUCCUUCUUCACCCUCAACCUGUUCAUCGGUGUGAUCAUCGACAACUUCAACCAGCAGAAGAGGAAGUUAGGAGGACAGGACAUCUUCAUGACUGAAGAGCAGAAGAAAUACUACAAUGCCAUGAAGAAACUGGGCUCCAAGAAACCACAGAAGCCCAUACCCAGACCACCGAACCCAGUCCAGGGCUUCUUCUUUGACCUGGUGUCCAAGCAAGCGUUUGACAUCCUCAUCAUGCUGCUGAUCAUCCUGAAUAUGGUGACGAUGAUGGUAGAGACAGACGAACAGUCGCCCUCCAUCAAACACAUCCUGGACUGCAUUAAUCUGGUGUUCAUCGUCAUCUUCACCAGUGAGUGUAUCCUGAAGAUCAUUGCGCUGCGCUGCUACUUCUUCACCGUCAGCUGGAACAUCUUUGACUUCGUGGUCGUCAUUCUGUCCAUCGUCGGAAUCGUUCUGGCGGACAUCAUCGAGAAAUACUUUGUUUCUCCGACUCUCUUCCGCGUGAUCCGAUUGGCUCGAAUCGGCCGAAUUCUGCGUCUGAUCCGCGGCGCUAAAGGCAUCCGGACGCUCCUGUUCGCACUUAUGAUGUCGCUGCCAGCGCUCUUCAACAUCGGCCUGCUGCUGUUCCUCGUCAUGUUCAUCUACGCCAUCUUCGGCAUGGCCAACUUCGCCUACGUCAAAAAACAAGGUGGCAUCGACGACAUGUUCAACUUCGAGACCUUCGGAAACAGCAUGAUCUGCCUUUUCCAGAUCACCACGUCUGCCGGCUGGGACAAUCUGCUGAGCCCCAUCCUGAACACGCCUCCGGAAGAGUGCGAUCCUGAAAUCCCCCACACCGGCACUAAUGCGCGAGGAAACUGCGGAAACCCUUCGGUCGGGAUUACGUUUUUCGUAACGUACAUCAUCAUCUCGUUUCUCAUUGUGGUCAACAUGUACAUCGCCAUUAUCCUGGAGAAUUUCAGCGUGGCGACAGAAGAGAGCACCGAACCGUUGAGCGAAGACGACUUUGAGAUGUUUUACGAAGUUUGGGAGAAGUUCGAUCCUGAAGCGACGCAGUUUAUCGAAUAUUUAAAGUUAUCGGAUUUCGCAGAUACGCUUUCGGAACCUCUCCGCAUCGGGAAACCCAAUAAAAUCAAACUGAUCUCCAUGGACUUGCCGAUGGUGAGCGGAGAUAAAAUCCACUGUUUGGAUAUUUUAUUCGCGUUUACGAAACGCGUGCUGGGCGAAUCGGGAGAAAUGGACGCGCUCAAGCAACAAAUGGAGGAGAAGUUUAUGAUGGCGAAUCCAUCGAAGAUUUCCUACGAGCCCAUCACUACGACACUCCGUCGAAAGCAAGAGGAGGUUUCCGCGAUUAUGAUUCAACGUUCGUAUAGGAGACAUUUAAUUCGUAGACAGCUAAAACAAGCGUCGCUUUUGUAUCGUCAGAUGACCAUGCCGGACGCUGAUAAAGCUGGCGACAGCUCGCCGGAGAGCCAAGGACUCAUCGUUUCGAUGAUAAUGGAAAACUACGCAACUGAAGCCGAAAUUACGAUAUCUGCGACAUCGUCUCCUCCAUCGUACGAUAGCGUUACAAGAGCUACGAGUGAUAUUUUCCAUGCUCUGAUUCCCGAAGAGACGAAUGAAAUCCUCAGCGAACAUUUAGCUGAUGCAGAAAAAGAGAGCGAAACUUUUCUGUGACACACAAACGUUUUUUUUUUUUGUUUACCGAAUGUAACAUAGUCUGCGGAAGGUUUUUGUAGACUUCUCUUGAGGAAACGUGUUGCUCUUUGACCAUGCACACACACACGUCAACAACCUUCACCGUCUGAAUGCAUGAAUGAGAUUCGUAGUUUCCAUUAUAUCAUAUAUUAGACGCAUUUUAAUCAGUCUGCCUGGUGAGCUCAUUAAAGGUCUUACGUUAAAUUAAAAAAAAACGGCAUUUGGGAAAAGCAUGACGAUUACCUCUUUUCUGUGUCGCUAGCGAUGAAAAGGCAGCCAGCGGUGAGACCGACUGACACGGUUGUUUUUAUUUUAGAGUAUUUGCACUUUUUGGUUUUCACGAUUUUAUUUAAUUUAAUUUGGCGUUUCAAUUUGAGGUGCAGUUUUCGAGACUCGUCAAAGACAAUCAGACAUGCACCGAAGACUAAAAUAAUCUGUCUUUGCAAACGAACUGUUGCACAUGCUUGUUUUGGGAUGAUUUUUCUUUUUUACGUGUAUUUAUUUUCGCAAGUGGACACUGCACUGCGGUAUGAAGGGGAAUGGAGAACACUUUCUGUCUAUACGGCUGAGUUGAGAAUUGUUUUGCACACUAUACGUUCAGCAAUAAUUUGCUACAUUUAGGUCUAUCGAGGACAACAACGAUAUUUAUUGGAAUUAAACGUGUCAAAGUUUCUACUGUAACGGCCUUCAGCUGUAACUGUGGCUUAUAUUACUAGUGAAGAUUAUAGCACACGUGUUUUUUCUAUCUGGAGCUGACUUUAGGAGCGGCAGGUUUGGUGAAGGGCUGUUUUAUGUAGCAAUAGAUCCCAAGUGUGCCUGCUAGAACUAAAUCCUGUGUUUAUAAUUCAUCUUCUUCCAUGCGUCACAACAAACACACCUUCAUCGGCUCUUUUGGUGAGGGAUUCAGCCACAAAUAUCAGUGAUUCACACAGUAAAACUGACAUUAAUGUUGACAUGAAGACAAAACAUUACACUGCACACAUAAUGCUGGGUUAUUUUAGCUUAAAUUUGGGUAAAAUACACUAUAAAAUGCUGGAUUAUUUUAGUCUAACAUUUGGCACAUUUCUGUG
This is a messenger RNA of Danio aesculapii, 6956 nucleotides long. RefSeq names its product sodium channel, voltage gated, type V-like, alpha b (gene scn5lab). Gene Ontology annotation, cellular component: axon; voltage-gated sodium channel complex; plasma membrane. The transcript is spliced from 26 exons. Gene Ontology annotation, biological process: neuronal action potential; membrane depolarization during action potential; sodium ion transmembrane transport. NCBI's taxonomy places the organism in Eukaryota, Metazoa, Chordata, Actinopteri, Cypriniformes, Danionidae. The coding region runs from base 1 to 5865 and encodes 1954 amino acids. Gene Ontology annotation, molecular function: protein binding; voltage-gated sodium channel activity. The record is from RefSeq and is a predicted model, not a curated record.